CCAAAAGGAGACGUGCUUCCGCCCUUUUGGUCGAUGCAACCAAGAUCUGAAUCGGACUCGAGCACUCCGUCGUAUCCUCGAGAAAUGGCAUCGCGGAAACACUUAAAGGGCAUGUGUGCAGGCUCAGCUGUAGCCCGUCCUACAAGCCUCCGCACGUAGAGACUCCCACAGUCGCCAUGCCUUCUCUGAAAGCUGUCGUUGCCGCCACGCUUGGAUUUGCGUCAACCGCCCUCGGGCAUGGCUAUGUCACCCAAUUCACUACAGAUGGGAAAUCGAACCAAGGAUUCUUGCUUGACUACUACUACCAGAAGGUCAAUGGAGGUACCCUCCCCAGUAUUGCAGCUUGGUACGCAGAAAACCUGGACAGCGGCUUCGUAGCCCCAAGUGCUUACGGUACUGCGGACAUCAACUGCCACAAGAACUCGGCACCAGGAGCAAUCACGGCAUCCGUCAGCGCAGGAGGCAGCCUCACCUUCCAGUGGCCGUCCACCUGGCCUCACCCGUACGGCCCGAUCCUGACCUACGUCGCCGCCUGCAGCGGAGACUGCUCGACGGCGGACAAGACCAAGCUCAGCUGGGUCAAGAUCGAUGCUGUCGGCAUCGAUUAUACCACCCAGAAGUGGGCUUCCCAGACCUUGAUCGAUCAGGGCGGCAAGUGGACGACCAAGGUCCCUGCGUCGCUGAAGGCUGGGAACUACGUCUUCAGACAUGAAAUUAUUGCCCUUCACGGAGCCGGCUCGCUGAACGGAGCCCAAAACUACCCCCAGUGUUUCAACAUUGCAGUUACCGGAUCUGGUACCAAGUCUCUGCCGUCCGGAACCCUGGGCACCAGCCUUUACAAGAACACUGACCCUGGUAUUUACUUCAACCCUUAUGUCACCAUCACCAGCUAUACUAUGCCUGGCCCGACGCUCUGGACUGGCUGAACUUGGAAUGCCGUGUCUGGGAUCCAAAUUGAGAUAUGACGGCGGUGUCGAUGUUCACAGGGCUACUUGAAUACUUGGUGCUCAUGUGAGAAGUAUACAUAUAUAUAAACACUACUUGAAGAAUAAAGAAUGAGCAUCUGUUGAUGAAGGCACUCUUGAAAAUUACGCCGUUCUCUUGCUUCCCAUAUGUGAACUUGAAAGGUUACACUAUGUACAAUGUCCUUCCCAGGAUGUUAU
Truncatella angustata is the source of this 1163-nucleotide messenger RNA. RefSeq names its product family 61 glycoside hydrolase. The record is from RefSeq and is a predicted model, not a curated record. Lineage: Eukaryota; Fungi; Ascomycota; Sordariomycetes; Amphisphaeriales; Sporocadaceae. The coding region runs from base 177 to 926 and encodes 249 amino acids. The transcript is spliced from 5 exons.